This is a messenger RNA of Coturnix japonica (Japanese quail), 5483 nucleotides long. It is a transcript of the gene MOB3C, whose product is annotated as MOB kinase activator 3C. NCBI's taxonomy places the organism in Eukaryota, Metazoa, Chordata, Aves, Galliformes, Phasianidae. The record is from RefSeq and is a predicted model, not a curated record.
ACCCCUAAAGUGUGCUGGGUGCCCCACCACUGGAGAGAUGAGACUUUGGCUGUGGUUUGGGACAUGGGGGAGAUUGGAUGAGAGGGCUGUGUGUCCUCUUCUUGGAAACUGUGCUGGGUUUGCUUUGUAUGAGGGUGGGGAUUUCUGAGUGUUGGCAGAGAUGGGAGAAGCAACAGCAUGAGGAACUGAUCCUCCUUUGGGAGCUGGUCCCUCCAGAAACGGAUGCUGGGGGCUUUCCCAGUGGAUGCUUAUAGCUCUUCACAAGUAUAUCUGAAACACACAGAUUAACUCUGUGUUGGGGCUGGUGGGACUCUGCAGUCCUGCUGUCUGGCGUGCUGGCCCUCCAUCCCUCUCCUGGCAUCUCAUCUUGGCUUGUUUCCUGGAAUGUUCUAUCGUUUGGGUUAUAUUUGGGAUCGGCUGCCAAGAACCCCCGUUUCUCAUGGCCAGCCCAGCUGGGGUUUGGCUCCAGCAGGAAGCGUGAGGAGAGCAAGAGGGGCCAGAGCCCUAAAGCCAUGCCCCAGCAUCUUCCUCCUGCAUUUAAACCCCUUGAAACCAACCUCUCUACCUCUAAAGCCAGACUGGGUUGUUGCGUGCUGUCAGCCCCAGGCUGGAGCUCAGGGUUGUGUUGCCUGCAUUGUGAGGGAUGCUCAGGGGAGGCAGGGUUGGGCUGGGGGGCAUUUCUGCAAGGCCACCACUGAGAAUCCUCACUUGCACAGCUGCUCCAGGACAAGUUGAAAACUGAGUUUUAAGGACAUAGUUUAGUGGGCAUGGUGGCGACAGGAUGAUGAUUGAAUUAGAUGAUCUUAGAGGGCUUUUCUAACCUUAAUGGUGCCAUGAAAAAAGCCAGCAGAGCCCCUGGUCAGCAGGCAGCUGGAUGCCGUCUGUCUGUCUCAGGGCUCUGGCUCACUGCCCCGACACCAGGCUUGCCAUGCAGGGACGUGGCAAGAGGGACUGCCUGCAGAGCAGAGAAGGCAAUUCCCCAUAGCACCAAGGGGGAGUCCAGCCUCUGGGGGAACACCCGGGGAAAUGCACAGGGGGGAUGUUGCAGGGUGGGCAGGUUUGAAGCACAGCUUUGCUAUGUGGUGCUGGGCCAACCCCUGCUUGUGCUCCCCAGCAUGGCUCUCAGCAUGCAGUUCCAGGGCAGAUGUUUGUGCAAGUGUGUAAGUGUCUCGGGCUGGAUCCAAGGCUGGCUUGGGCACCAGACCCACUGCCAGCUGGAGGUGCUGUGUCAGAGCCUUUCUUCUUACCCUGGUCAUUAUCAUUAGCAGCACUCACAAAGCAUUUCCUCUCCCCUGAAGCCAAUUCUUGGCUUUUGCAGCCCUUAAGAUCAGGGGGGGCCCAUCAGCAGGGAGAAAUUACUUUUGAAACUGGGGAAAUUGAGGCAGAGAGUGUGGCACUGUCUCUGCUAUAGCUCAGAGCUCAGCACUGCCCCAGUCACUCCUCCCCACUGCUUUCCAGAUUGAAGCCAGUUUGGGGUCACAAAGGCAGGUCUGCCCUGGUGUCUUUGCUCAGACUGGUGGGACAGAUGGUGGUGGGCAGAGGAAGCUCCCCUCCCUACUUUGCUUUUUCCCCCCCUGCCUUUUGUUUUCCCAGUUUCUAAAGACAUGGUUUGGUGCUAUUCUUAACUUAAAACAAAGCCUUUGUUUUAGCAGUGUUGUGUGGCUUUCAAAUGGUUAAAAAAAAUAACAACAACCCCUAAAACUAAAGAAAUAGAAUCCUCCUCAAAUUUGGAACUGGCAGCUGCCUUUGACCGUGAACUCACUUCCCUCCCAUCCAGUUCAUUUCCUUUCUCCCCCAGACCUGCCAGCCCUCUAGGAAAUCAGGAUUUCGCCUGUCCCUGCCUGCUUUAAAGCCCCACGCUUUAACCCUGUGCUGACUUGGCUCCCUGAGCCCUUAGUGCAUGGCUGUGGGUGCCAGCACCGCCCCACCACCAUGGGAAUGGCAGCACAGCAAAGCGGGCUGCAGCCAUGCCAGGGGGGGAGCUUUGAUUUUGCACAUGGGAACGGAAGGUGGGAGCUGCGGGCACUCACCCAGGCCCCUCGGCGGUGGGAUGCGUGCUGGCAUGCGGCAAGAGCUGCUGCCUCAGCUUGUCCCAGUGCUCCUAUUGCAGGGCUGUACCCCGUAUUGAAGCCCCAGUCCUGGCCUCCUGCAGCUCCAAUGGUGGAUUUUCCUGCUCAUCAGACCCUGUGCAGUGGCAGCUUUGAAGAGAGGUUAGGAAAGGAUCCGCUUCCUGGCACGGUGCCUCCGCCUGCUCCUUUUGGUUGUAAAUCCCAGGAUGUGUUCUUGGCUUUGUGUUAAAUUGAAUUGCUGGAGAACGCUUUUUUUUUUCCCCUCCCUGAUCCCAGUAAGGAUUCACGAGGCCUUUAAAUGGCUCAGUAAUUCAGUAGCGAAGUUGGCAAGGAUCCCAAGAGCAAAACCACUCUCAUCAUCCAGCUGUGCCUUUCUGCAGUGAGCUCAGGGACGGCUCUGCUCUGCAUUUGGGGCAGCACUUGGUACUGCUCCCUUAUUCCUGGGAGCAGCUAACAGAUGUACAAUAGGAAAACAUCUGGCAGGUGUUUAGCAGGGUUCUUAUUCUGUGUUUCUUUGUUUUUUAAUUGAUGUUUCAUUGAUGUUCCAAAGCAUCGGUCCAACCCAAUGCAGGAAUAACUUGAUGUUUCUCCCAAGCUCUGUGAUGGUGGCAACACAUCACUGUACAUGUGGGGAAGGCUCUGACUUGGCCCCACUGGCCUUUGGUGGCACCCGACAGGGCUCUCCCCUGCUGCUAUGUGGAAAGCCCCACAUGACAGCUCCUGAGUCCUGGAGAGACUCUGGGGGGAGCCCAGGGCUCUUCCAGCAAAGUGACUCUGCUGGAUAAAAUAGGAUUUGCUUUUGGCUUGGGACUGAGUUCACAAAGUAGUGUUUGUACAGCAAGCUUUUGGCUAAGAGAUGCCUUUUUAAUGACAAAUGCACAUCCGAGCUUCACUUGGACACCAUUCCCUCCCACUCGUGACUUCGGGUAAGUCACUUCCCCUUUCUGUGAACCAUCUUUUUUCUUCAACUCCUCCUCCCUGGGGGAGGCUGCUUUGGGGUCUUUUACCUUCCCAGACUUCAGCAGGGCACUGAACUCACUGUGGCCUUGCUCUCCCAUUAUUAAUGCUGCAGAGGGACACAGGGCACGUGCACAUUUCAGCCUGUCCAAGCACACGGGAUUUCCACUGGAGCUUCAGGAAGGAAAAAAGGGAAAUGCUGCAGACCUCAUCCGCACCGGGCAGCCUCAGGAAGACAUGAACUCAGUGCUGCUGAGCACUGACUUCCAGGUCACAUCCCCUGUUCCCGGGGUGCUGUGGGAUUGGAGCGCCGUGGGGAGAGCUGGCAGCAUCAACUCCCAUGCAUUGUGUUGCAUCCUGGCCAUGGUGUGCUUGGAUGCUGUUUCCCUUCUUUGGCUGUGGGUUUUGUUCCUCUGAACAAACACACGGGCAGAACAACAACAAGAAUCUCCCCUUUUCCCAUUGAUCUGGGUGCCGGAGCUGUGUGAACCAGCAGCCAGCUGCAUUCACUGUGUUGUCCCAUUGGUACUGGGGCUAUUUUUAUGGGGAAGAGGCACAGUCCUUUUGCCAGGAAGGAAAGGGCCGCAGGUAGAUACCUCCAACCCUGAAGAUCCUCAGCACUGACCCUGGUGCCCUCACCCUGGCUGGCCCAAUCCAUGAUGGCAUUGUGUCUGAAGCAAGUCUUCAACAAAGACAAAACCUUCCGUCCUCGGAAGAAGUUUGAGCCUGGCACUCAACGCUUCGAGCUGUACAAGAAGGCUCAGGCCUCCCUUAAAUCAGGGCUGGACCUGAAGGCUGUGGUACAGCUGCCUCCUGGUGAGAGCAUCAAUGACUGGAUAGCUGUGCACGUGGUGGACUUCUUCAACCGCAUCAACCUCAUCUACGGCACCAUGUCAGAGUACUGCACGGAGAAGAGCUGCCCUAUCAUGUCGGGUGGGCUCAAGUAUGAGUACAGGUGGCAGGAUGAUAGCAAGUACAAGAAGCCAACCAAGCUGUCAGCCCCGCAGUACAUGAAUCUGCUGAUGGACUGGAUUGAGAUGCUCAUUAACAACGAGGACAUCUUCCCCACCAGAAUAGGUGUUCCCUUCCCCAAGCAGUUCCAGCAAGUUUGCACUAAGAUCCUCACCCGCCUCUUCCGUGUCUUUGUCCACGUCUACAUCCAUCACUUUGACCGCAUCAUCCACAUGGGGGCCGAGGCUCAUGUCAAUACCUGCUACAAGCACUUUUAUUACUUCAUCAGGGAGUUCAGCCUUGUUGACCACCGAGAGCUGGAGCCUUUGAAAGAAAUGACAGAACGAAUUUGCCACUGAAGCCAUAUCAGCAGGCAUACUCAGCAAGAUCGUUCAGCAUUCAGAGAAUGAACCCUGCGGUGGGAGAUGUCUUCCCAAGGACUUGCUCUGGGCAUUUCAACUGUACUAUGAAAACUGCAGAAGAGCCUUUCUUCUUUUUUUUUUUGUCUCCGGAUGCAUCAGUCUCCAAAUGUUUUGUUAGCGAGACCUGCCCUGUAAGCAGGUGUGACCUUGGCUACUGAGUCAUGCCUGUUGCUUUUCUCACACGCAUUGAACUGUGAUAACAUCUGAGAUCAGCUCUGCAAAGCUGGUGACAUUUGAUCCCAACUGACUCCAUGAGGUUAGUUGCCAGUGUCCCAUUUUUAACCACCACAAGCUAUGAAUGUUUCUCCUCCUGUCCUCAUUCAUACUUUACCAAAGUGACUUCCACCCCCCCACCCAAGGAAUUUUUCAUGCUUGGCAGAAGGGACUUGAGGAUGUUUUAAGAUGCAUCCAAUACCACUUGGACUAAUAGCAAAAUGGCUCCAUGACAAAUGGAGGUGAAAUGGGCCACUUUUCAGAGGGCCCAGCAAGUCUACUUGAGUAUUUUCCAUACUCAGAAACACUGAUACAAAAUAAGGGAAAGAAACUUGCCAGAAAACUAGAAAACAAAUGAUGUUUUCUCACGUCGUCCUGGCUCUAGAAAGCAGAUGCUGGCUAUAGCAAUCAUUACCUUUCCAUUAUUCGACUGUAGCGCACACACUGUUCUUCUGACAGGAGUUUGACUUUUUUCUUUAAUUAUUACUAAUGUGGGGGAAUUCAAUUGUCUGAGCCACGUUGUUAUGUUUGUGCUUCUUGGCCUUGUUCUGGGAAGGUUUUAUAGAGCAGACACAGGUGAUGUGUAUAAAAAGGGGGUUGCCCAUUUUGGGGAGGGGGGACGUGGGUAGGAAAUGUAAAUAUUUAAGACAACACUAAAGUUCACAAGUGGAUUUUUAGUGCUCAAAGCACUUAUUUUAUUGUGAAAAUCUAUUUUUUAAUCUUAUGUACCAGAUGUAUAUUUUUACAUGGAAAUAAAGUGGGACAAAAUGGCCACAAACCAUCUGAUACAGCACUCCAAUACUUUCUGUGUAAUGCAGUCAUUAAAAGUCCAAACGUUUUUGUUCUGUUACUAAUUAAAGAAGCAGGAAUG